UCACUCAUUAUUUAUUAAGAUCAUGAACACAAGUGAUAAUAAAAAAUGAACCGUACGUAUUUGUUAAUUUUAUCACUUAUUAUUUUUACAUAUACCUGCCAGUGUGAGUGUUACAAAUUCGGGAAUUCAAGAAAAGAAGACAGUAAUGAAAACUUCGAGUUCGGUGCCAAUAAGUCUUCUACGUCUGAUAAAACUGUUUUGCAAAAUUCGGUGUUGAAAUCGAAGCUUGAUUUCCUCGGCGAAACUCUGAAAGCGAACAUAAACGCGCUCAAGAAGUACAGGAAGUUAGACGUAGUUUUUUUAAUUGACAAUUCGUGGACCGUCGGCGAGCAAAAUUUUCAAAGUGAAUUGACGUUUGUGAAAAAGAUCCUCAGCGAUAUUUCGGUGGAUUACGAUAGAUCAAGGAUUGCGAUUGUGACAUUCAGUUCAAAAACGAAUUUAGUCAAAAAUGUCGAUCAAAUCUCACGACCUGUUCGAGAAAACAAUAAGUGUUUGUUUUUAAAUAAAGAAUUGAAUCAAAUAAAUUUCACUGGAGGUGGAACGUACACACUUGGGGCCUUCAGAUUAGCAAAGGAGAUAUUUGCAAAUAGCAGAAACGACUCCAAAAAGGUUCUCUUUUUGAUAACUGAUGGAUUUUCCAAUGGUGGGAAUCCCAUUCCGGUUGCUAAUGACUUGAAGAAGAAAAAUGUGACCAUAUUUACAAUAGGAGUGAAACAUGGGAAAUAUGAGGAACUUUAUGAACUAUCGAGUUCAUCACCUGGUCACCUUUACAGCUUUCUUGUUGACAGCUUUCAUCAGUUUGAAAGUUUAGCCAGGAGGGCUCUACAUGUUGAUAUAAAAGGUGGAGAGUUUGUAGCAUUGGGGACAGACAUUCCAUGCAAUAAUUUAUGUUCAGAAGGGAAGAACUGCUGCGAUGAAAACGCACUGUGCACGUGUGGCACCUUAACAGGUCACUACACGUGCUUGUGCAAACCUGGCUUUUAUGGAGCCGGAUUUAGAAAUUCGUGUGCUUUGUGUCCUCCAGGAAGUUAUUCUGAUGGAUCAAACCUUUGUUUACCAUGUCCCGACGUCCACCAUAUUUCUCAACCCCCUGCUAUAGGGGUAAAAAGCUGCGUUUGUAAAUCUGGUUACCAAUCAACCAAAGAUAACAAAUGCGAAGUUGUAAAAUGUCCGAAACUGAAACCUCCACAGAAUGGCUAUUUUAUUAAAAAUAAAGGUUGCGGUUCCACUUUGAACACGGCUUGUGGUGUGCGUUGCGCCAUCGGGUAUGUUUUGAAUGGUAGCAGUAUUAGAUUGUGCCAGAAAAAUGGCACAUGGAGUGGACAAGAACCACAAUGCCAAGUGAAAACGUGUCCGCUGUUACUUCCUCCAGCAGAAGGUAUUAUAAAAUGUUUCAACGCUGGUGUAGGAAUAUUACAAAAUGUUUCUGGAACACGUUUUCCUGUCGACAGUACUUGUAAGUUUGAAUGCAAGAAAGGGAGGCUACUAAUCGGUACACCAUUAAGGACUUGUCUCCCUAUAGCAGAAUGGGACGGACUUCCCACAACAUGUAAAAAGGUCAGUUGCAACAAAUUGUCAAAAAUUCCUCAUGGAAGAAUCGAACCUAAAUCAUGCACAACACGAAAACAACCGUAUAGAAAGACAUGCAAGUAUUUCUGUGAUGAAGGCUUUGAAUACGUUGGGCCUAAGGAAAUUACAUGUACAGGAAAGUCAUGGAAUAAGAAGAAACAGUCGACCAUAUGCAAAGAUAAAACUCCACCAACAAUUAUAUGUCCUGAUGAUAUUCAUGGAUAUGCAGUGGAAGGAGCUCGAUUUGGAUUAGUUUCGUGGAAGGAGCCAAUAGCAAAAGAUAAUUCCGGGAUGGAUGUAAAAGUAUGGUUGCACCCUGCUAUAAGGUAUACCAAAAAUGUUAAGUUCAGAAUUGGUGUGACGCAUCUAACAUAUUAUGCCGAAGAUCUGUUCAAAAACGAAGCCAACUGUACAUUUUCCGUUAAAAUAGAAGACAAUCAGCCUCCGUUAGUUGAAAAUUGUUUUGAUCCUCCUCCGUUUUUGACAAACAAAGAUCAAGUGAACAUAACGUGGGAUGAACCAAACUUUUUUGAUAACUCUGGAAUAGUUACGGUUACUAAAUCACUUGAUUUUGGUAUUUUUGGACUGGGAGUAACCCAGGUGAAAUAUAGCGCAGUAGAUCCAUCGAAUAAUACAAACACGUGCACUUUAAACAUUACCGUAGAAAUCUCACAUUGUGAACCCCUUUCUAACCCUGAUAAUGGGAAAAGUAUUUGCGAAACAUCGAAUUCUUCGUUGGUUCCUGGUAUGCAGUGUUUGGUAACUUGUGAAGAUGGUUAUGCGUUACCAUUUGAUAGUAUUAGCGACUCAGUAGGACCUUUAGAUAAUUCGUUAUUCUUAUGUAGUGAUGAUGACCCGUUCUAUUAUUAUUCAUCGGAGAGCAUUGGAUUUCCUGGUUGUACAAUAACAGCAUUCCCAGCUGGUACAUCCCUCGAUGGAAUAAUUAAUGUUGAACCUGAUGAUGAUGAAACAGAUGACAAGUUUUGUGAAGAUGAAGACGAACUAAAUGAGAUGAAAAACGACAUUCAAAACAAUCUAAUUGAAAUAGCUAAAACGACUGCAGAUAUUGAAACAAAUCUUCUAUGUGAAAAGGAUGUUUCAGAAAAAGAGGAGACAACGAACGUAAUAAAAAGGGAAAUUUUAACUGCAACUAGUGUAUCAAAAAAGAAACAAAAAAACAAAAAAGGUAAACGUAAAAUGCGGGUCUAUUUUAAACUAGGAAUCGCUUCCAACAUCAGCCAGUAUGACACAGAAAGCUUCAACGAGAAGUUGAAAAAUAUGAAAAUAAUUGGAAAAAAGCGUUUUAAAAUUUUUGGCAUAAAUUUGGAAAAAAGGAUUAUAUGUCCACAAGGAUUUAUGAGAAGAAAGCAUAAAUGUGUAAAAUGUCCGUUAGGAACAUUCAAAAACAGCACCCGCAAUGCCUGUCAGAAUUGUCCCAUUGGUACAUACAAUGAUGAGCUCGGACAAACUGACUGCAAAAAGUGUCCUUUAAACUAUUCAACGAAAAAGUUUCGAUCAAAGAUUCCUACUGACUGCAAGGAACAUUGUCCACCGGGAAUGAUGGCAAGAAAGAAAUUAGUUCGAUCGUCAAAACGCAAUUCUAAUGCAACUGUUGAACAUGUAACUCUAAUGCCCUAUUGCCGUUCCUGCCCUCAGGGCUCUUAUCAGCCCGAUUAUGGUCAAACCAAAUGCCUCCCAUGUCCAGAAUAUUUCACGACGUACUCUUCAAGAGCUGAUUCUGAGAAAAAGUGCGUGCCAACGUCUGAAAAGAUUUGUCAGAGCGAUCCAAAUGUUUGCAAUGGAGGGAAAUGUAUAGUCGUAAAUGAAUUUUUGUACAAUUGCAAAUGUCCCAGUGGAGCUAUAGGAUCAAACUGUGAAAAAAGAAUUAACAGCUGCGACUCAAAUCCUUGCCUCAACGGUGGCCACUGUUUUACUGGAACUGAGGAAGACGUUGAUGGUUACGUGUGCCGGUGUCCCGAAGGAUAUUCGGGAAGUAAUUGCGAAGAAGUUGAAGAAAGAUGCAACAAAACUUGUUAUAACAAUGGUACAUGUUUCAUAUCGGAAGAUGGAGAAGAAUUCUGUCUUUGUCCACCAGGAUUCGCUGGUGAUGCCUGCCAAUUAAACUUUAGAUAUUGCAGGGAAGGUCUUUGUGAAAACAACGCAAGUUGCGUGGAAGAAUAUCAAAGUUUCAGAUGCGUAUGCAAAGAUGGCUUUUUAGGAAAACGUUGUAAUAUUCUGCCAUGUGAUUAUAGACCUUGUGAAUCCAACGAAAUAUGUGUUAAUAUAAUGGAGGUCAACGCAAAUCCCUUGAGCUAUAGAUGCAAAUGUCCUGUUGGAUAUGAGGGUCAAAAUUGUCUCGGAAAGAAAGAUUAUUGUCUAGACAAACCUUGCCAAAACGGCGGCACUUGUGUUUCACUUGAAGAAAGCUAUCAUUGCAUCUGUGGCAAAAUAUUUACCGGACAAUGGUGCGAAAUACAAAUGGAAAGUAAUUAUGUCAUGCAUUUUCAUUAUCCAGUGACAACGGAUUACGUAGGUCUGCCUGGAUUUUCUAACAACUUAACGCAAGUAUCUGUAUCUCUUUGGAUUAAAACCUCAGACGAAUUUAAUUACGGUACGAUUUUUUCGUAUGCUACCAAAACGUUUGAUAACGCCUUUACUGCAAUGGAUUAUUCAGGUUUGGUUUUAUACAUAAAUAAUCAAUAUGCUAUUACGGAUGUUAAUCUCAGUGAUGGUGCUUGGCACUUUGUCUGUAUCACGUGGAACAAUAGCGGAGCUUAUAAUGUUUUUGUGGACGGCGUUAAUGUGAAAAAGGGAGUAAACUUGGCAAAAGGAGCUAGCAUUGAAGGAAAUGGAAUAAUGAUUGUUGGACAGGAGCAAGAUGCAUUCGGCGGAAUGUUUAGUCAAACGGAAGCAUUUGUUGGGAGAAUAAACUCUUUGAACUUUUGGCAGAAACAGUUAUUUUCUUCGGAAAUAAACGAAAUAAUGACUUCAUGUGAUAAAAAUAUUUACGGAGACCUCUACAGUUGGGCAGAAAUGAAAAGUUCAAUACGAGGAACCAUAAAGAUUGAAAAUUCAACAUUUUGUUCGGACUGUCCCACGCCUCCGCCAUUACUCAAUGGUGUUAUUAAAAUCAGGGAUAACCGCGCCUUCUACGAAUGCAAUUCUGGUUUUGUACUUUCUCCGAAAACAUAUUUAGGUGGAAGAAAGUGUUUGAAACCCCAGCAGUGGGAGGGUAAAAUAACGCCGACGUGCAAAAAGGUGUAUUGCGGUUAUCCUGGCUAUCUUCAAAACGGAAGAGUUAUUGGAAAAAGAUUUUCUUAUAGUGAUAAGGUCAUUUAUUGGUGUUUAUAUGGGUACAUCUUAUUGGGUAAAAAUGAAAGCAUUUGUACAGAAAACGGAACUUGGUCUUCUGCAAUGCCAUAUUGUAUAGGUAAGUCUGAUUGCAAAGAAAUCGAUAAGCCGGAAGGUGCCAAUGUUACCAUAAUUUCUGAAGAAUCUUACGAAUUUUGCGAAAGGAAGUCGUUUGAACCGGGAGUAAAAAUUGAAAUUACUUGCAACAAUAACACCAUACUAAAAGGAGAAAGUAUUUUGACUUGUUUAGAAAACGGGACUUGGGAUUAUUUACCUCCUAAAUGUGAAGAAAUCCCGAAGGUGGUUAAACCAAAAACAUGUUCUAUCGAUUAUGUGCCACCAGCUCCUCGUAAUGGGCUUAUGAUAACGGAAUCUGUAGAAAAUUAUCAUAGCGGAUUUUAUAAAAGCGUUUACUAUAAAUGCCGCCAUGGGUUCAAAAUGUUGGGAAGUAAUUACACAACAUGUAUAACUGAAGGCUAUUGGACCCCACUCAACAUGACUUGCCAACCUGUUGAAUGUGGCCAGCCCCCAACAUACCCCAAAAUGAAGCUAAAAUCUACGGAUCCGUCAAAUUUUGUUUUUGGAAAAACAGUAUCUUACGAUUGCCAGGAGGGCUACAAACCUUUUGGUAACACCGCCAUUCGUUGUCUGGCGACUACAAAAUGGACAAAAAUGCCAGGAAGUUGUGUCAAAAUUUCUUGUUACAAACCUAACGUGUCUGACCUUACUUCUAUAGAAGGAAAUUCCUAUUUGUAUCAAGAUCAUGUCACCCUGACGUGUCCAAGUGGGAAAAAAUACGACAUAAUAUGCAGUGGUAGUGGAAAGUGGGUGGGAGAUAGGGGAAGUGAUUGUUAAUAUUUAUAAAAAUACAUUUACAUGCAUUUAUUUAAAUUGAGCUUUCUUCAGAAAAUUCUUAUAUGAAAUAAACACAUAAUUUAAG
This is a messenger RNA of Agrilus planipennis (emerald ash borer), 5860 nucleotides long. RefSeq names its product sushi, von Willebrand factor type A, EGF and pentraxin domain-containing protein 1-like. The transcript is spliced from 29 exons. Bases 46 to 5775 code for a protein of 1909 amino acids. Gene Ontology annotation, molecular function: calcium ion binding. The record is from RefSeq and is a predicted model, not a curated record. NCBI's taxonomy places the organism in Eukaryota, Metazoa, Arthropoda, Insecta, Coleoptera, Buprestidae.